AUGGCAGAGAACUGCCAGAGCGAGGAGACCCUCAAUCCUAGCGCACCUAGAAACCUCGAAAAUUGUUCAGGGGUUGAUUCGCUUGCUACGUCUACUGCGAUGACCGCCGAAAGAGCUUACUACCAUUUCGGUGAUUUCUUCAUCAAAAGAGGCCUUCGGCCGAGCGAAUACAAGACCACUGUUCGAGGCACGAAGCAUAUCCCCCGACUAGGGAAAGAACGACUCCAAAACGAGGCCGCAGCGUUGCGUUUCAUUCAACGCGUUAGCAACAUCCCUGUUCCAACUUUGUACGGUGCUUUCGAGGUCGACGACUUAUUUAUAUUAAUCACAGAGCACAUUGACGGCAUUCCUAUGUCAGGUUUAUCGGAAGAUCAAAAAAGUGUCGUCCGUACUGAAGUUGAGCAACACCUAGCCACCCUCCGUGGGAUCAAAUCGGACACUAUUGGUGGCCCUUCAGGGAUAGUACUCCCGCCAUAUCGAGUAAUGCGGCUCUCGGAAAAAAAUGAAUGGCCACGGAAAGUGUCUAAAGAUGGCAAAUAUGUCUUCUGCCACACUGAUCUUGCCCAGUAUAAUAUCAUUGUCGAUCCUCAAACAUUGAAAAUCCAGGCUAUUAUCGACUGGGAAUACGCCGGAUUCUUCCCUGAGUACUUUGAGUGGCCUUUCUACGAAAGACGAGGCCCGUCAAUAGCUUUGGAUGGUGAACAUGACGAUUCCGCAGAGUUGCUGCAAUUUAUGGAGGCUUCCUGA
Molecule: messenger RNA, 747 nt
Organism: Penicillium daleae
Lineage: Eukaryota; Fungi; Ascomycota; Eurotiomycetes; Eurotiales; Aspergillaceae
Product: aminoglycoside phosphotransferase family protein
Exons: 1
Coding region: 1-747 (248 amino acids)
Source: RefSeq, a predicted model, not a curated record